GCCGCGCCGGACGCACGCCUCCAUGUUGCUCCUCGUGUUGUGUCUCGCGGCCGCCGCCGCUGGCUAUGUUGAUAAACAAGCCCCCCCGCAAUGGAGCCCCGUGUACUCAGUGAAGGGCGCGCUGAUGAUUCCCUACGCUGAGCUGGUCGAACCCUUCCCCGCAUGGUUUGACAGCAAGAAUGGCAAGUCCCGCAUCGACUACUACGGGCAGAUGGUCAAGACCUACCAGAUGACCUCUACAGUGUACCCUAAAUACGGCACAAUGAUCAAAAUCGCGCCGGUGACCACAGAGACCGUCCUGAACAAGGAGACGUGUCUGCAAGUGAACGGGACGGACGGACAGACGGUUGACAUUCAGAACGUCCUCCCUGAUAUGACGGACUUCAAGUACAUUGGUACUGAAAACAUGCGUGACACGGAGGCCACAAAAUGGCGGAUGACGACCACUGUAGGUGACAAAAUCAACAAGUACACCAUGUGGGUCAAAUACAAGAAGGACCUCAGAGGAGAUGCGUUACCCAUACCUAUGAGAUACGAGAUGAAGGGCUUCAACUCCCUGCUGGGCUCGCACUACGACCACUACUACAUCGAGUACAUGGACUACGAUGUCGAGGACAUUGACCCCGACGUCUUCAAGGUCGACCCAGGUAUGGAUUGCACAUCAUUCCCCGGCCCCGGCAUCCGUCACAUGGCGACCUUCAACCCCAUGAAGGAGUUCGUGCACCCCGUGCACGAGGGGCACGUGCACGACGAGUUCAACAGAUUCAAGAAUAAGCACGGCAAGAGCUAUCACAGCGACGUGGAACAUGAGAAGCGUUUGAACAUCUUCCGUCAGAAUCUCCGCUUCGUUCACUCGAACAACCGCGCCCGACGAGGCUACACUAUGGCGGUUAACCAUCUGGCUGACAGGAUUGAUGACGAACUGGCUGCCUUGAGGGGGAGGAAAUACAGCGGACCCAACCCAGGUCUGCCGUUCCCGUACGCGUCAGAGGACAUUGAAGAGGAGAGCGACAAGCUGCCCUCAGAACACGACUGGAGACUCUUCGGCGCCGUCACCCCUGUUAAAGACCAAUCAGUGUGCGGGUCGUGCUGGUCGUUCGGCACCGUGGGCGCCGUGGAGGGAGCUCUGUUCCUGAAGAACGGGAACCACCUCGUCCGCCUGAGCCAGCAGGCGCUAGUCGACUGCUCCUGGGGUUUCGGUAACAACGGAUGCGAUGGAGGCGAGGACUUCCGCGCGUACCAGUGGAUCAUGAAACACGGGCUGCCCACCGAGGAGGAGUAUGGCGGCUACCUGGGACAGGACGGUUACUGCCACAUCGACAACGUCACGCUGGUGACCUCCAUCAAGGGCUGGGUCAACGUCACCACCAACGACGAGAAAGCUCUCAGGCUGGCCAUCUUCAAGCACGGCCCUAUCUCGGUGGCCAUCGACGCUUCUCAUAAAACGUUCAGCUUCUACUCGCACGGCGUCUACUACGAGCCCGAAUGCAAAAAUAAAGUGGAAGAGCUGGACCACGCGGUGCUGGCGGUCGGGUACGGGAUCCUCAACGGGCAGAAGUACUGGCUGGUGAAGAACUCGUGGUCCAACAUGUGGGGCAACGACGGCUACGUGCUAAUGUCGUCCAAGGAUAACAACUGCGGCGUCAUGAGCGCGCCCACCUACGUACUCAUGUAGAUUGGGUACAUAAAAAUAUGCUAGAUACUAAAAUGAUAGUUCGAUAAGCCAAUUUACGACCAAAUAGUUCUGCUUUUUAACUAAUUUUGCACAAUAUGUACGACUUUUGAACAAACUGUACCAUUUUUGAACAAAGUGUACUAAUUUUGUACAAAAUAACAGAUCGAGUGGACAAAUUGGGGCAAUCGAACUGUCACUUUGGCAAUUUAGACAUGACUGUAAAUGGUUGCUUCGAAAAAUAUGUAAAAAAAAAAUAAAACAGCCUAAAAAGAAAAAGAGAUUUUGAUCACCAAAAACCAUAAAAAAACCCACUAAAAGAUCACGGGCAGAAGUACUGGCUGGUGAAGAACUCGUGGUCCAACAUGUGGGGCAACGACGGCUACGUGCUAAUGUCGUCCAAGGAUAACAACUGUGGCGUCAUGAGCGCGCCCACCUACGUACUCAUGUAGAUUGUGUACAUAAAAAUAUGCUAGAUACUAAAAUGAUAGUUCGAUAAGCCAAUUUACGAACAAAUAGUUCUGCUUUUUAACUAAUUUUGCACAAUAUGUACGACUUUUGAACAAACUGUACCAAUUUUGAACUAAUUGUACCAUUUUUGAACAAAGUGUACUAAUUUUGUACAAAAUAACAGAUCGAGUGGACAUAUUGGGGCAAUCGAACUGUCACUUUAGCAAAUUAGACAUGACUGUAAAUGGUUGCUUCGACAAAUAUGUAAAAAAAAUAAAACAGCCUAAAAAGAAAAAGAGAUUAUGACCACCAAAAACCAUAAAAAACCCACUAAAAGAUCACGGGCAGAAGUACUGGCUGGUGAAGAACUCGUGGUCCAACAUGUGGGGCAACGACGGCUACGUGCUAAUGUCGGCCAAGGACAACAACUGCGACGUCAUGAGCGCGCCCACCUACGUACUCAUGUAGACUGUGUUCCUAAAAUCCUGGCAGGGUCGCCAUGUAACCGGAAAGGAUGAGUAUUAUUCCAGCAUUCGCUUGUUUCAUUACUCAUCCUUUCCGAACCUUACAAUAUGCUAGAUACUAACAUGAUAGUUUGAUAAGCCAAUUUACAACCCAAUAAUUCUGCUUUUUAACUAAUUUUGCAUAAUGUGUACCAUUUUUGCACAAUGUGUACCAAGUUUGCACAAUGUGUACCAAAUUUGCACAAUGUGUACCACUUUUGAACAAAUAUGUACAACGUUUGAACAAAGUGUAGGUACUUAUUUUGUACAAAAUUACAGAUCGGGUGACAAAUUGGGGCAAUCGAGCUGUCAUUUCAUAUUUUAAUAAUAGGAUCUCUACAAAUUCCACAAUCUAUUUUGGCAUAGAAGUAACGUUAUAUAAAAAUAAAUUUUGGUAUUUUUUUAAUCUGUGAAGAUAUCACUUGUUUUUUUAGUUUUAUGUAAUAUUCUACUUUUUGUCUUGUACAAAAGUUGUUGUUUAAAGUGAUGUCAAUUUAAUAAUAGAGAUACUUUUAUAGGCAUUAGUUACGUCAAAAUGAAGAGAUCUAGAGCAAUCCAUGUCAAACAUAUAAUAUGUAAGUUUAUUAUAGUUUAAGAGUUCUUAAAAGUUACGCACACUUCCGUGUGCGUAGGCAUGAGCGUGCGCGUGCGUUGAUGUUGGAACAGCGCACACGUCACGCAAGCGGUGUGCCGUCUCACAUAAAAAUCCGUAUAUUACAAGGCGCACGUGCACGUCUACGCACACGCGUCCGGUGUGACUGAUUUAAAAUUGUGUAGAACAUUUAAGAGGUUUGGUUAAAACCACAAUAAAACUAAAAAGUUGCGUUUAAU
This is a messenger RNA of Cydia fagiglandana, 3456 nucleotides long. RefSeq names its product digestive cysteine proteinase 1 (gene 26-29-p). The coding region runs from base 23 to 1675 and encodes 550 amino acids. Gene Ontology annotation, biological process: positive regulation of apoptotic signaling pathway; immune response; positive regulation of peptidase activity. Gene Ontology annotation, molecular function: cysteine-type endopeptidase activity; cysteine-type endopeptidase activator activity involved in apoptotic process. The record is from RefSeq and is a predicted model, not a curated record. The transcript has 14 exons. Lineage: Eukaryota; Metazoa; Arthropoda; Insecta; Lepidoptera; Tortricidae. Gene Ontology annotation, cellular component: lysosome.